CCUACCGCUGGUUUCGCAAAGCUUGGUGCAGAUGUUCAAAGCGUGUUUGUUGGGAAUUGGUUUGGAAAACCAGAAUUCAAAUAGUGUUGGCCAAAUAAAUCUUCAGAAUAGUAGUAGUAGUAGUAGUACUAUCCGCGCAAGCCUCUGGCAAUCCCGCUUAUUGUGCGCAUCCUUCCUACGCCUCUG
Amoebophrya sp. A25 is the source of this 186-nucleotide messenger RNA. The record is from the annotation of a GenBank genome assembly. NCBI's taxonomy places the organism in Eukaryota, Dinophyceae, Syndiniales, Amoebophryaceae.